GGAGGAAGGAAGUUUGAUGAUCCAGUGGUGCAAGCCGACAGGAAGCACUGGCCUUUCAAGGUGGUCGCCGACGGAGGCAAGCCCAAAAUCCAGGUGCAACACAAAGGGGAGGACAAGUCCUUCAACCCUGAGGAGAUCUCAUCCAUGGUGUUGGUUAAAAUGAAGGAGACGGCCGAAGCCUACCUGGGUCAGCAGGUGUCCAACGCCGUGGUCACGGUGCCCGCCUACUUUAACGACUCUCAGCGCCAGGCCACCAAAGACGCAGGCGUCAUCGCUGGACUGAACAUCCUAAGAAUCAUCAAUGAGCCCACAGCGGCCGCCAUCGCCUACGGUCUGGACAAAGGCAAGUCGGGAGAACGCAACGUCCUCAUCUUUGACCUGGGUGGCGGCACCUUCGAUGUGUCCAUCCUGACCAUUGAGGACGGCAUCUUCGAGGUCAAGGCCACCGCCGGAGACACGCAUUUGGGCGGAGAGGACUUUGACAACCGCAUGGUGGAUCACUUUGUGGCCGAGUUCAAGAGGAAGCACAAGAAGGACAUCAGUCAGAACAAGAGGGCCUUGAGGAGGCUGCGCACCGCCUGUGAGAGGGCCAAGAGGACGCUGUCCUCCAGCUCCCAGGCCAACAUCGAGAUCGAUUCCCUCUUUGAGGGCGUCGACUUCUACACCUCCAUCACCAGAGCUCGCUUUGAGGAGCUGUGCUCCGACCUGUUCAGGGGAACUCUGGAGCCGAUUGAAAAAGCCUUGAGGGACGCCAAGAUGGACAAGGCCAAGAUCCACGAUGUGGUCCUGGUCGGCGGCUCCACACGGAUUCCCAGAAUCCAGAAGCUGCUGCAGGACUUCUUCAACGGCAGGGAGCUGAACAAGAGCAUUAACCCAGACGAGGCCGUUGCUUACGGCGCCUCCGUCCAGGCUGCCAUCCUUAUAGGGGACACCUCAGGCAACGUCCAGGACCUGCUGCUGCUGGAUGUGGCGCCUCUGUCACUGGGCAUCGAGACCGCCGGAGGAGUCAUGACGCCGCUCAUCAAACGCAACACCACCAUCCCGACCAAGCAGACACAGAUCUUCACCACCUACUCUGACAACCAGCCUGCCGUCCUCAUCCAGGUCUUGGAGGGCGAGAGAGCCAUGACUAAGGACAACAACCUGCUGGGAAGGUUUGAGCUGAGUGGAAUCCCGCCGGCUCCAAGGGGCGUGCCGCAGAUCGAAGUCACCUUCGACGUGGACGCCAGUGGCAUCUUGAAUGUGUCUGCGGUGGACAAAAGCACAGGGAAGGAGAACAAGAUCACCAUCACCAACGACAAAGGUCGUCUGAGCAAAGACGAGAUCGAGAAGAUGGUGGACGAUGCCCAAAAGUACAAAGCUGAAGACGAAUUGCAGCGGGAAAGGAUCGCUGCCAAGAAUGCUCUGGAAUCCUACGCCUUUAAUGUGAAGAGCAGCGUGCACGACGAGAAGCUGGCGGCCAAGUUGAGCGUGGAGGACAAGAAGACUCUGACGGACAAGUGUGAGGAGACCCUCAGCUGGCUGGAGAACAACCAGUUGGCAGACAAAGAGGAGUUCCAACACAAGCAAAAGGAACUGGAACGAGUGUGUCAGCCAAUCAUCAGCAAGUUGUAUCAGGGGGCUGGGCCUGCGGGAACUUGUGGGGGGCAGGCCCGGGCUGGCGCCCAACCAGGUGCCCAGGGAUCCACUGUUGAAGAGGUGGACUGA
This is a messenger RNA of Syngnathoides biaculeatus (alligator pipefish), 1707 nucleotides long. Its product is annotated as heat shock 70 kDa protein 1-like. The record is from RefSeq and is a predicted model, not a curated record. Gene Ontology annotation, biological process: cellular response to unfolded protein; protein refolding. Gene Ontology annotation, molecular function: misfolded protein binding; ATP hydrolysis activity; ubiquitin protein ligase binding. The transcript has a single exon. The annotation marks the transcript as partial. NCBI's taxonomy places the organism in Eukaryota, Metazoa, Chordata, Actinopteri, Syngnathiformes, Syngnathidae. Gene Ontology annotation, cellular component: blood microparticle; cytoplasm; vesicle.